Scleropages formosus (Asian bonytongue) is the source of this 482-nucleotide messenger RNA. RefSeq names its product 60S ribosomal protein L30-like. Bases 78 to 431 code for a protein of 117 amino acids. NCBI's taxonomy places the organism in Eukaryota, Metazoa, Chordata, Actinopteri, Osteoglossiformes, Osteoglossidae. Gene Ontology annotation, cellular component: cytosolic large ribosomal subunit. The transcript is spliced from 5 exons. Gene Ontology annotation, molecular function: RNA binding; structural constituent of ribosome. The record is from RefSeq and is a predicted model, not a curated record.
CCGGGAGGUCGGUCCUUUCCCACUGAGGCCAUAUUGGAGUUUGAGCUCGGGCGGCCGGAGGGGACCGAAGCGCAGUCAUGGUGGCCGCCAAGAAGACGAAGAAGUCCUUGGAGUCCAUCAACUCCAGGCUCCAGCUGGUGAUGAAGAGCGGUAAAUACGUACUGGGCUACAAACAGACCCUGAAGAUGAUCCGCCAGGGCAAAGCCAAGCUGGUCAUCCUGGGAAACAACUGCCCUGCUCUGAGGAAAUCCGAAAUCGAGUACUAUGCCAUGCUGGCCAAAAGCGGGGUCCAUCACUACAGCGGAAACAACAUAGAGCUCGGCACAGCGUGCGGCAAGUACUACAGAGUGUGCACGCUGGCCAUCAUCGACCCCGGCGACUCGGACAUCAUCAGGAGCAUGCCGGACCAGCAGCAGCAGGCCGAGAAGUAGCGGCGCUCUCCCGGCCCGACGAAUAAACGUAAUAAGAACGCUUGCUUCCUC